UAUGUGUACAAACAAAUUGCCUACAUGCUGAGCAACAAGCAAGUCAAAGAUGGACUUGAUAGAUCUAAAUUAUUGUAUGACAGACGACGAAGCUCUUAAGCCCAAAGCAAAAGUUUGUUUUUGUUGCUUAAAUGACAGUAAAACCUUGAUUCGAUUUCGGUUUUGUAAACACCGGAUAUUCCUUGAAAAUCAUUUUAAAGAAAAGUUGAACAUACAAAACCUAUUUGUGUGUGUCAAAUGCCACAGUUUCAUGAAAAAGAUCAAUCUGUUCUUGAGGCAAGUGGAACAGAGCUAUUCCACGCUCAAGGCAGAGAUUCCAUAUAAUAAUGCAAACAUAACCACAAAUCUCAUACGAAGUAAUAUUGAAGUAAUAUCAAACUUAAAUGAUGUCAAAGAAAUCAAAAUUGAACCUUUCACUCCACAAUUUGAAGAUGACAUUGAAAUUGAAGUUAAGCUUGAAGAAGCACCCAAUAUUAGUAAAUCAACAGUACGGAGUCUUCAAGAACCUCUACAGACUCCACAUAACAAUGUUAACAUGUCUACAAUAUUGAAUAACUAUAAUUUUAAAGUAAUAUCGACCUCAAAUGAUGUAAAAGAAAUCAAAAUUGAACCUAUCACUGCUCGAUUUGAAGCUGAAAAUGAAAUUGAAGUUAAGUUUGAAGAAGAACACAAUAUUAGUAAGGCAAUGGUACGGAGGCUUCAAGAACCUUUACAGGCUGAUCAUCCUGAAGAAUUAAAAACAUGUGACGGCAUUGAGGAUUGCUUUGGAGCCAUACUGAAGACAACAGACCUGUCGCGGACCGAGCUUGAAGCCAAGAAAGAUCUAGAAAAAACACACAGCAAAUACACAGCAAAGCUGUACAAAUGUGAAAAAUGCUUAGUUUCCUACGAUAAUGAAUUGCAUUUGAGAAAGCAUUUGCUUUUGAGGCAUAAUGAGAAAAAUCGUUACAAGUGCGACGUCUGUGACUGUACUUACGACACGGAACUCAAAUUGGAGACGCACGCCAGGAGGCAUUACCUUAGAACUGCUUACAACCACACCAUAGCAGACCGAUCUGACGAACCUAUGGACUACACGGAUCCGCCGCUACCUUCAAAGAGUAAUAUACUCACGGAAGCGCAAGACGCUGUCGCAUUCACGUCAUUCGACGAGCCAUCAACCAUAGCUGCUCCAAAAUCGAAGGCACAGAAACAACGCGAGUACAGACAGCGCAUAGCAGCAUCCAGAACAUCCGCACAGGCGAUAGCCGCUAAGAAGUCGGAUGCCGAAAGACAACGCAACCGAAGACUACGCAAAGCCGCCAAAUUGGCCCUUAUCAGUGGGUCAUUAGAAUCGAAUACUGCACCCAUUUCUCGUUCAGGGGCGAAAUCAAAUGACCUUCAAACUGGUACUAAACGAGAGCCCACACACAAGCAUAGUCGUACUUCAGCAUCAGAACCAGGUCCAAUCACUUCUGAUCAAAUUGUGAUAGAACAGACACAAUCUACUUGGAAGACUAAAUGGGCAUUCUCGAUCGUGAGGUUCAAAUCAACUUUCCUGGACAACGAUUUCGGUCACGCUUGUUCGAUUUGCGACAGGCUUUGGUUCAAAAACGACCUGAAACCCAUCACCGAGCCACAGCUGGAGGUGAUCUCGGAAUGGUUCGUCAAAGAAAAUCGAAGACCGCGCCGAGAAGAAUAUGAAAUGGUUUGCAAUACUUGUAAACGUUCACUGAACAAAAAAUCGAUGCCGCCCCUAGCAAAAGUCAAUGGAUUCUCAUAUCCAGACGAACCGCCAGCUCUACCACCCUUGGAUCCCAUCAGCGAGCGACUGAUAUCGCCGCUUCUGCCAUUUAUGCAAGUUCGUCGUCUGCGCCACGAUGCCUCUUAUGGAAUCGUAGGGCAAGUGAUCAACUUACCAACAGACGUACAGCAGAUGGUGAAAUGUUUGCCGCGCCAAUUAAACGAAGACCACGUCAUCAAUGUUAACAUCGAGCGAAAUCUUGCCCACAAAUCGGAGUACAUCAGCGGAUAUGUGUCCAAAAGUACAAUCAGUUCAUGGCUAACUGCACUGCAGGAGUCCACAUUAUAUCGUCUGUACGAAAUCAACGUGGAUUUAUCGAGGCUGCAUUCUACUGUGCCGUCUCUCGAUGACAUAAAGGAUGAUCCUUCGAACCGUAUAGAAAAUAUUUCCGCUGAAAACGCACCGGAUUCUGAAAUAUUCGCUGCAAGACAACAUACCGUGAUGUGGAAUGAAGAAGAUUGUCCGAAAAUCACACCGGGACAUCAGGCGACACCACUCAACAUCAUUUAUGACCGUCACAUUGAAGAGUUAUCGUUUCCAUCGAUCUACUUCGGAGAGCCCCGUAGUUUUCACGUGGGAGUUCCAGUAACACCUUACAUGGUGGUGACCAGUGAGAUACGUCGUCGCGACCGACGCGGAGCAACUCCUCAAAAAAUCCUGUAUGUUGCAAUGAAAAUAUUGCGGCAGCGAAUGAUGGACGGGAUUCACAGCACGUUCCGCAACGUUUCGGUCACUGAGAACAUUACGCGAGGCAUGUUAGAGGACACAGAAUUCAUGAAAGAAUAUGUCAUGCAAAACCUCGCAUUCAUGAAGACAGUGCCAAACUCAGUCCAGUACUGGGCCUCUCGCAAACGAGACCUCCUCGCGAUGAUCCGUCAGCUUGGCAAACCAACCGCCUUACUCACUAUAAGCGCCAACGAAAUACGCUGGACGAAACUGCUCACUAUACUCCUCAAACUGAGCAAGAAAUAUCCUGGGAAAACGGCAAAAGAUCUCGACACUUCUGAGCGUUGUGCUUUAGUGAGCGAUGAUCCUGUUACGUGCUGCAUAUACUUCUACAAGCUAGUUGGUUCGUUGAUGAAAAUUCUGAAAUCCAAACAGUCUUACAAUCCGUUCGGAAAAUAUUUCGUUAAAGAUCACUUCCUACGUAUCGAGUUCCAGCAGCGAGGAAGUCCACACGCACGUAUAUUGUUGUGGUUGAACGACGACCCGCGCGAGACCGUAUCGGAAAGUAUGCCAAGGACAGUCGAUCUCGUGGAAAAACUAAGUUCAGUUGCUCGGGAUGAUGUGCCAAACGAUUCUAUCUACGCCAAUCAGAUACACAAGCAUAGUUUCACUUGCACAAAGCGUGGCGAGACAGCUUGCAGAUUCGGGGUUCCGUACUGGCCUAUGCCCACGACCCGUGUACUGGUUCCGAUGCCUCAAGCUGAUGGACGCCACCAAAACCUAGAAGAGAAGGCCAAGGAGCUGCGUGCCUCUCUCGGUGAACGUCAAUACACAUCCAUGGAUGAGUUUCUUAAUGCUAACGGCUUGACUUACGUUACGUAUCUCGACAUUGUGCGUUCAACAUUGCACCGACCGACUAUAGUGUUUAAGCGAAACUUUGACGAACUAAUGACAGACACGUUCAAUCCGUACCUAGCCGGCGAAGUCAACUCUAAAAUCGACAUUCAGUUUAUCUUAGACGAGCACAGCUGCGCAGAUUACGUCGUGGAGUAUAUAAAUAGAUCAGCCCGUGGAAUGGGUGAUCUGCGUCGUGAGCUCACCACGAUGAUGCAAGAGCAUCCAGAACAGGACUACACGGGCCAAUUGAAAGCGUUAAGUGUCAAAAUGCUUAACGCAGUCGAGAUGUCGGCGCAAGAAGCAGCAUGGUAUCUGCUGCGACAACGCAUGAGCGAGGCUAGUCGUCAAAUCGUGUAUAUUCCAACCGUGUGGCCGACUGAAAGGCAGUGCUGCCGCAAGCGUCGUCAGCAAAUGGACCGCGAGGGCAUCGACGAAGACAGCACCGAUGUUUGGACCAAAAACAUAAUACAGCGAUACGAAGAACGACCUGAAUCAUUAGAACAAGUGUAUUUGGCUGAGUUCGCUUCGUGGUAUGCUAACGCUAGUGAUUUCCUUAACGAAGAAGACGACGUGCACGCGGAUGACGAUGAGGAUUCUGAAGCUAUACCUGAAACGAGAACGUCAAGAGCAUCUAAAGAAUAUCGCAGACGACCGCUCGGACGAAUCAUACGGUAUAGACGCUAUGAUAUCGAUGACACUGACAAUUAUAAACGGGAGAUGGUUCUACUUUACGUGCGGUUUCGCAACGAAAUGUCAGAGAUUGUUGAUCAAAAUAAGUUUUUGCAAUUAUUCGAUGAAAACGAAGAUACCAUUAUGGAACGGCAUAGACUAUUCGAGACGAAUAUAAACAUUGAAAACGUCGUAAAGGAACUCGAAGUGAUGACGAUUUUGGAAAACGAUAAUAACGGCAAUCAAGCAAGAAGAGGAAUCAAGAGCAGCGUUUGUCCAACGGUUGUUGGGAAAAGAUGGUGCCAAGAAAAGCGAUGAUGUUAACAAAAUCGUUCCCCGACAAGGAUUCUCAAUUGUGAAACAAAGCAGUAUUGCUAGUUUCUAAGAACCUACAACCCAGAACAACGGGAGAUCAUUCUGGAGGUCAUACUUCGAUUACAUGGUAGUGGAGAUGACACUUUGUGGUGCUCUAGUUCAGCUGUUCUCCGAAAAAUAAACCAUCG
Messenger RNA from Bombyx mandarina (wild silkworm), 4518 nucleotides. RefSeq lists its product as uncharacterized. NCBI's taxonomy places the organism in Eukaryota, Metazoa, Arthropoda, Insecta, Lepidoptera, Bombycidae. The record is from RefSeq and is a predicted model, not a curated record.